AGGCGCUAUGAGAGCAUACAUGAUGUUGCUAUUAGGUUGUACCAUUCUUGCCGACAAGACGUUUACUCUUGUCGAGGCAAAAUAUCUUCCACUUUUGAGAGAUUUGGAUAAUUGUGGAAACUAUUGCUGGGGGGCAGCUGCACUGGUUACUCUGUAUAGAUACUUAGGGGAUGCCUCAUUUUAUUCAUGCAAGCAGCUUGGCGGUUAUGCCUCUCUUCUUCAGUGUUGGAUUCAUGAGUACUUUCCAACUGUUGGAAAGAGAGGUACUUCUGGGUUAUUUGGCAUUGAUAGUCCGAUGGCUAGGGCGAUGAAAUGGGAAUAUAGGCAGGGGACGCAAAAAGUGGCUGACAUCCGAGCUAUGUUAGAUCAGUUGACUCCUCACGAUAUUGCCUGGCGCCCUUUUGAGGAUCAUCGGGUGCACCGUCCUUUUGAUGAUAUCUGUUUGUAUCGGGGUGGUUUGAAGUGGUUUGGUACUGUAGUUCUAUAUUUACCUGACAGAUGCUUGCGUCAGUUUGGAUACAGACAGUACAUACCGACUGCUCCUCCUAAUGUAGACACACUUGAUGUGGAUGUUGAGUGGGCUACAUAUAGGCAGAGUGUGUUGCAGGUGACCCGAUCCCACGAUGAUCCCCCAGCUGCGUUUGCCACCAUACCAUAUGAGACAGACGAUGAUUAUUUGGCGUGGUAUUAUACGGUGUCACAUCCUAUAUUGAGAGCACCAAGAGGUGAUCAGCCGAUGGAGGUACCAGUGCCUGUCUAUGACGAAGGACCGUCAGACCCGAGAUUAUCAUAUAUAUCUCAUGAGCUUCAUCAUUACUUACAGCGUCAUCAGGCUGUUCCUGAAGACGAACAGUUUCUGGAGAUAUUUAGAGCACUCAGACUUGCACAGGGCGGACCAUUACCUAGGGAAGGUCCAAUUACUUAUGACCAUGAGUCUGAUUGAUGUCACAUUUUAUGUUUAUAUUUAUGUUUUAGUUUGAGACUUAUGUAUU
Molecule: messenger RNA, 992 nt
Organism: Vicia villosa (hairy vetch)
Lineage: Eukaryota; Viridiplantae; Streptophyta; Magnoliopsida; Fabales; Fabaceae
Product: protein MAIN-LIKE 1-like
Exons: 2
Coding region: 8-943 (311 amino acids)
Biological process (GO): meristem development; meristem maintenance
Source: RefSeq, a predicted model, not a curated record